Ochotona princeps (American pika) is the source of this 2577-nucleotide messenger RNA. RefSeq names its product adenylosuccinate synthase 2 (gene ADSS2). The record is from RefSeq and is a predicted model, not a curated record. Lineage: Eukaryota; Metazoa; Chordata; Mammalia; Lagomorpha; Ochotonidae. The transcript has 13 exons. Bases 135 to 1505 code for a protein of 456 amino acids. Gene Ontology annotation, molecular function: GTP binding; adenylosuccinate synthase activity. Gene Ontology annotation, biological process: 'de novo' AMP biosynthetic process; IMP metabolic process. Gene Ontology annotation, cellular component: cytoplasm.
CCGGCGGGGCGGGGCGGGGGCGGGCUCGGGCGCUCCUUCCUCCGCAUGUGGCUGGCGGCCGCCGGGCGGCUCAGUUGGCGCACUCGGCUCGGGCCGCGCGUCCACUUCGGCUUGUCCUCGCCUCCGGUGGAGCCAUGGCGUUCGCCGAGACCAACCCGGCGGCUUCCUCCCUGCCCAACGGCGACUGCGGCCGGCUCAGGGCGCGGCCGGGAGGCAACCGGGUGACGGUGGUGCUGGGCGCGCAGUGGGGUGACGAAGGCAAAGGCAAGGUGGUGGAUCUGCUGGCGCAGGACGCCGACAUCGUGUGCCGCUGCCAGGGAGGAAAUAAUGCCGGCCAUACAGUUGUUGUUGAUUCUGUGGAAUAUGAUUUUCAUCUUUUACCCAGUGGCAUAAUUAACCCAAAUGUUACUGCGUUCAUUGGAAAUGGUGUAGUAAUUCAUCUGCCAGGAUUGUUUGAAGAAGCAGAGAAAAAUGUUCAAAAAGGCAAAGGUCUGGAAGGCUGGGAAAAAAGGCUUAUCAUCUCUGACAGAGCUCAUAUUGUGUUUGAUUUUCAUCAAGCAGCUGAUGGUAUUCAGGAACAACAGAGACAAGAACAAGCAGGAAAAAAUUUGGGAACGACAAAAAAGGGCAUUGGCCCAGUUUACUCUUCUAAAGCAGCUCGGAGUGGACUUAGGAUGUGUGAUCUUGUUUCUGACUUUGAUGGCUUCUCUGAGAGGUUUAAAGUUCUGGCUAACCAGUACAAAUCUAUAUACCCCACACUGGAAAUUGACAUUGAGGGUGAACUGCAAAAACUCAAGGGUUAUAUGGAAAGAAUUAAACCAAUGGUAAGAGAUGGAGUUUAUUUCCUAUAUGAAGCCCUACAUGGACCACCAAAGAAAAUUUUGGUAGAAGGUGCAAACGCAGCACUGUUAGAUAUUGAUUUUGGGACUUACCCUUUUGUAACCUCUUCAAACUGUACCGUUGGAGGUGUUUGUACAGGCUUGGGUAUGCCUCCUCAAAAUGUUGGGGAAGUCUAUGGAGUUGUGAAAGCUUAUACAACUAGAGUUGGUAUUGGUGCAUUUCCUACAGAGCAAGACAAUGAGAUUGGAGAAUUACUACAAACACGAGGUAGAGAGUUUGGUGUAACUACUGGAAGGAAAAGAAGAUGUGGCUGGUUGGAUCUGGUUUUACUCAAAUAUGCACAUAUGAUCAAUGGAUUCACGGCGUUGGCACUGACCAAGUUGGAUAUUUUGGACAUGUUUACAGAAAUCAAAGUUGGAGUUGCUUAUAAAUUAGAUGGUGAAAUCAUACCUCAUUUCCCAGCAAACCAAGAAGUCUUAAAUAAAGUUGAAGUUCAAUAUAAGACUCUUCCAGGAUGGAACACAGACAUAUCAAAUGCAAGGACAUUUAAAGAACUGCCUGUUAAUGCACAAAAUUAUGUCCGAUUUAUUGAAGAUGAGCUCCAAAUUCCAGUUAAAUGGAUUGGUGUGGGAAAAUCCAGAGAGUCGAUGAUUCAGCUCUUUUAAGGAUUAUCAGCAACACAAGAAACACUCCUUAAGAGGGAAGGAAAAGACUUUAAUAUUUCUUUAUUAGCUGCAUAUUAAAGACAUUGAAGUGAGUUUUAAACCCUACAGUGGUUCCCAGUCUUCUAAGCUGGAUGGCUGUUGUGGAUAUAUACUUUGGCUUAUUCCAGUGUCAGCUUUCCUUGGCUGGCAUAAUUGCCGAAUCAUCUUUGCUCCUGCUGCUCAUGGUGCCAUGUUUUCUUUUACUGUUCAGUGAUAUAGUAUAAUCCAUGUUGUUUGAAAUUGAAAAUAGAGUUACUUUCAGUGUAGUGUUUCCUCAUUAUUGUCAUUAUGUGUUAUUGGGUUCCGCCUCUAUUAGAUGGUAAGAACAAUUAAUGCAGUUUUGCACAAGUAUUUUUACAUUCUGAUCAUUCAAUUUUGUCAUUGUAAACUUUGCUGGUGAAAAAAAAUGAUGAAAAGAUAGGGGUUCUUUAGACUUUUGUAAUGCUAUGAAUUCUGUUUAAAUUGUGAACUGUUUAUUUUCUGCUAAGACCAUUGCAAAGUUGAGCUUUGGUGGGGAGGGAGGGAGUGAUAUUCUUGGGUCCUUUAAUUUGUACAGACGCAGAACUUAUUUCUCUCCGUAAGUUAUUUAAUACUUUGAACAUCUAAUGAAUUGUCCAAAGGGGAAAGACUUUCCUUCAAACAACCUUAAUGUUAAAUAGGAUUAGUCAUUAAAAGAUUUGUUGUGAUAAUUGGUGGAUAUAUUUUUUUUAAUUUCAGAUAUUAGCUCAGAAGUGUGUAUCUUUCUCUUUUUGUCAUAUGAUUAUUUCUAAAUCUGAUAGAGUGAUUUUUCAGCAUUGUGCCUGUCAGUAUGCUUACAAAAUCGUCUGUAAGUGUCCAAAUGAACCCAAAUUUUGAUCAUGCCUUCUCUUCUUUCUUAAAAAAAAGAGGGAUGUUAUUUUUGACAAUUAGGCUUACUUAACAUACUGUGUUAUUACAUUAUCUUUCAAUGAGUUACUUUAAAUGUUUAAAUUAGGUGCCAGUUAUUUUAUUAUACCAUCAAUAGGUAAUUAAAAAAAACCAAAUAUUUCUAGCA